Messenger RNA from Cimex lectularius (bed bug), 2269 nucleotides. RefSeq names its product acetylcholine receptor subunit alpha. The record is from RefSeq and is a predicted model, not a curated record. Gene Ontology annotation, cellular component: membrane; synapse; neuron projection. NCBI's taxonomy places the organism in Eukaryota, Metazoa, Arthropoda, Insecta, Hemiptera, Cimicidae. The transcript is spliced from 11 exons. Gene Ontology annotation, biological process: chemical synaptic transmission; monoatomic ion transmembrane transport; nervous system process. Bases 424 to 1947 code for a protein of 507 amino acids. Gene Ontology annotation, molecular function: neurotransmitter receptor activity; transmembrane signaling receptor activity; extracellular ligand-gated monoatomic ion channel activity.
UUUUGUUAGAGAAUUAAAAGGUUGAAUCCACACCAUGGCAUCAUCCACCUGGUGAAACAACUCACUGAUGACACCUUGGUGGUGUCAUCCACAGUGAACACGUUAAAUCUGUAAUUUAAUAAUGUCAAAUGAUGAGGUGCUGGCCUGGAGUGCUCUGGGUCUGCUCUGGACAGUGAACCCCCAUCAUGAGGGAGUUAGUUGGAGGGUGGCGCAUGCAAAUACUUCACAAAAGAUGGAGAAAAGUAUAAAAAAAGGAGGCAGCCAUCACCUUGUCUAGGGGUGCAUCCACAGCAUCCUUUAUCCUUCCUCCUACGCUCGGACGUACAACAUCUAAAUUGUGAUGUCCUUUACACAAAAGAUUAUGGAUGGUACAGAACUUUGUUUAAUCUUGACAAAUGGAGAAUUAAUUUCAACACAGUCUACAUGAAUUUCUCAGUAAUGGGUCGCAGCGAUGCUCAUAUUAUGCUCUUGCCGAAUUUGAUACAGACAAGGCAAGAUGUUACGUACGAAGUGGUUAUUGGUGCGGCCUCUAACACAUAUUCUUCCUUGAGGAAAAGCCCAAAGCUCCCAAAGCAUCUGGAUGUUUCCACCCCCCAUAUCAUGAACGCAAACCACCCUGUCAAUUUUUGGAUAAAAAUUUCGGACGAGACGAUUACGGUCGGUAAAAAGGGGGAACCAGCAUUUAUAACGUACAAAGAGAAAAUGGUGAAACAAUUGAGUUUUGCUUCAUUUGGAGCUUAUACAGGAAUAACUUUAAUGUGGCAAUUCGGAUGUACAGAAAAUAAAACAAUUAUGGAAGAUGAAAUUGUGUCAGAUUUGGAAAGACUUAAGCAAGAUUUGUUCUUAGAAUAUGACCCUUAUGCAGUUCCAGUCGAUGACUCGACCUUAUUCGUUGAUACAAAACUUGACAUCUAUCAUGUCGAUUUGGAUACAAAGUCAUCAGUUUUGAGCACUCAUGCAGAACUUAAAAUGGAAUGGUUUGAUCAAAAACUUCUCUGGAAUGAAACUUAUUAUAAUGGACUAUCCCAUCUUUACUUAUACAUUCGCAAGAUCUGGCUGCCGGACGUAACAGUGCUAAACGCAGCCCAUGGGACGUUGACCGACUACAAUAAGUUUGACUCGCCUGUAAUUAAGAUAUUCAACAACGGAACUGUAAAGUGGUCUCCGAAGAUUAUUUUCAAGACCUGGUGUAAAUCCGAUAUAAGCGAUUGGCCCUGGGACACACAGAACUGCGAUAUCAACAUUGGAUUAUUGCAAGACUUUAACGCCGUUCGCUUUAGUUUGAGCGAGACACCAGAUGACUACAUCAACAUUCACGGGCAUGAAUGGAAAAUAGAAAAUGUAAUAGGCGAAUCAAUCUUAUUUAGGAAAGAAAUUGAAAAUGAAACAAUCUCUGCAAGUAAUGUUCUUAAAAUUCAGUUGAAAUUGGUGAGACAAGGAGAGUCUAUUCUCUACAUUUUUAUCUUGCCUACAAUCGUUUUAGUCACGAUAAUUCCAAGCCUGAUAUGCCUCCCGCCAUUGAGCAUUACAAAAUCCUAUUUGAUACUUUGCUCAAUUUUAGCACUUGUAUUAUUUUUACUAACUGAAGUUACAAUACUCCCUUCGUUGACGAGCAGCACGCCAAAAAUCAUUCAAUUGACAAGCAAAUUGUUGUUCUUACUAUGUCUGCAAAUGGCACUCAUACCUUUUAUAAAACAUUUAGCUGUUCUCACCACACAACCUCCAAGAUGGAUGACAAAUUACUUGAAACACAAACUAACAUCUUUAUUAUUACCAUCUACGAAUUUAAACGAACUGGAAAAUGUGCCAGAUGAGUCUUCCGAAGAGAAGAGCCAAAAUGUGGACUCUCAUUGGAAAAUGUUAGCCAUUCUUUUAGACAGACUCAUUCAGAUUGUAAUUGUAAUCAUCAUCAUCCCGAUUGAACUUUCUCUAACAAUCCAUUCUUAGAAUUACAUCGUGUUUUAAAACAUUCUGUUGUGCCAUAAAUGAAGUGAAGCAAACUUGAUAUCAAUUAAAAAUAAUAUUUUAGAAACAAUUAAUAUCAAUAUACAAAUGUAAUAUGUAUUCAUAAAAAGUUGACUUUGAAUAACUUGAUGUAAAAAUUUAUGAUUAUUUUAGUUAGUUGGUUGAUCUAAAAGUUGCUGAACAUUUGUCACUAGUUUAUGGUUAGGGAUGUUGGCCAUCCCAUCAAUAGUUUAUCAUCCCGGGAUGUUGUUUGAUUUUCAGCAGUUGGGUCUGUGAAUCUGUUGAAACAUUGACUUUAGAAGAA